Messenger RNA from Bipolaris victoriae FI3, 1104 nucleotides. RefSeq lists its product as hypothetical. The record is from RefSeq and is a predicted model, not a curated record. Gene Ontology annotation, molecular function: oxidoreductase activity. Bases 1 to 1104 code for a protein of 367 amino acids. Lineage: Eukaryota; Fungi; Ascomycota; Dothideomycetes; Pleosporales; Pleosporaceae. The transcript is spliced from 2 exons.
AUGACGCCUCCGCAAAAGAUCAAGCAAUGGCUUACAGGCCAGGACGGUCUCGAUAAGCUGAGAAUGACAGAGGCAGACUGCCCAACACCAGGCGAGGACGAAGUACUGGUGGAAAUUCACUCUGUCAGCUUGAACUACAGAGAUACAGAGGUCGCAAUGGGUCUCUACAACCAUCACUCCUCCGUCGAGCACCCACCCGCAAUUGUACCAUGCAGCGACAUGUGCGGUGUCGUCGUUGCGGUUGGCCCAACAUCUUCCAACACCAAUGACCCCUUCAAGAACCCAGCCUUUCAACUCAAACAAGGCGACCGCGUCAUCAGCACCUUUGCCCCAACCCAUCUAUCCGGCCAAGUCAAAGCCUCAGACGUCGCAAAUGGCCUCGGUGGUCCCGCCCCAGGAGUCCUAACCCAGUACCGCGUCUUCCCCACGUACGGCGUGGUCAAAAUCCCAGACUACCUCUCGGCAGAUGAAGCAGCAUGUCUUCCCAUCGCCGCAAUGACGGCAUGGAUGAGCCUCAACUGCAUGCGCCCAAACGGCUCCAUCAUCAGCAAAGACGAAACAGUGGUAUGCCAGGGCACCGGCGGCGUCAGCAUCUCCGCCUGCCAAAUCGCCACCGCCGCCGGCGCAACCGCAAUCGUCACCUCGUCCUCUGACGAAAAGCUGCAGCGCGCAACGCAGCUCGGCGCCAAGACCACCAUCAACUAUCGCGCGCAACCCGACUGGGACAACGCCGUGCUCUCCGCCACCGACGGCCAAGGCGCAGACAUCAUCAUCGAAGUCGGCGGCGCACAGACGCUGCGCAAGUCGUUUGACUGCGUCCGCUUCGGCGGCUUAAUCGCUUGCAUUGGCUAUCUCUCCGGCAAACAAGAUGAUGCCUCUGAUCGCACAAAUACAAACCUACUCUGCCUCAAGCGCAAUGUCACGCUAAAGGGCAUCUUGAAUGGCCCGCGCGAUGAGUUGGAGCGCAUGCUUGCGUUUUACGAGCAAAAGCAGAUUAGACCCGUCGUUGAUCGCGUGUGGGGGUUCCAAGAGGCCGAUCAGGCGUUGCGGUAUUUGUUUAGUGGGGGGCAUUUUGGAAAGGUGGUUGUUAGGGUUAAGGAGUAG